UUGGGCGGAAGCGCUAGUCCAGAGGAGGAACUACUCUUGAGGGGCAAGGCCUUGCCAAUGGCGUGCGGGUUGCAUCCGGGUCGCACUCCCGGAAGCAGGAAGUUGCCCAUCCUCCUCGCCCGGCGGCCGCUGUCCCCGAGGCGGGAGGAGCCCGAGGGGGCGCGGGCCCCGCAUGAAAUUACCAGUAGCAGCUCUCCUGGCAUUGGUGUCAGAAAUCUUUUUGGAUGUCGUUAGUGCUUCAGGGUCUCAUUAGGAUAUAUUGUGCUCUAGACCAGUGCUCCUCAGUGCUUGAAAACUAGUGCAGGGAUUUUCUAUUGGAAGACAUGGAUCUUGCUGCCAACGAGCUCAGCAUUUAUGACAAACUUGCAGAGACUGUUGAUUUGGUGAGACAGACAGGACAUCAGUGUGGCAUGUCAGAGAAGGCAAUUGAAAAAUUUAUCAGACAGCUGCUGGAAAAGAAUGAACCUCAGAGGGCACCCCCCCAGUAUCCUCUCCUUAUAGCUGUGUAUAAGGUUCUCGCAACCUUGGGAUUAAUCAUGCUCACUGCCUACUUUGUGAUUCAACCUUUCAGCCCAUUAACACCCGAGCCAGUGCUUUCUGGAGCUCACACCUGGCGCUCACUCGUUCAUCACAUUAGGUUGAUGUCCUUGCCCAUUGCCAAGAAGUACAUGUCAGAAAAUAAGGCAGUUCCUCUCCAUGGGGGUGAUGAAGACAGACCCUUUUCAGACGUUGACGCCUUGUGGACAAAGGACUGUGAGCAGAAUGAGUCAGAGCUCAUUCCUGCCAACUGUACUGGCUGUGCCCAGGAACCUCUGAAGGUGAUGCUCCUGGAAGACGCCCCAAAGAAAUUUGAGAAGCUUCAUCCACUGGUGAUCAAGACGGGACAGCCCUUGUCAUCUGAGGAGAUUCAGCAUUUUUUGUGCCAGUACCCCGAGGUGACAGAAGGCUUUACUGAAGGGUUUUUCACCAAGUGGUGGCGCUGCUUCCCUGAACGGUGGUUCCCAUUUCCUUAUCCAUGGAGAAGACCUCUGAACAGAUCGCAAAUAUUACAUGAGCUUUUUCCUGUUUUCACUCAUCUGCCAUUUCCUAAAGAUGCCUCUUUAAACAAGUGCUUCUUUCUUCACCCGGAACCUGUUGUGGGGAGUAAGAUGCAUAAGAUGCAUGACCUGUUUACCAUUGGCAGUGGUGAGGCCAUGUUGCAGCUCAUCCCUCCCUUCCAGUGCCGGAGACAUUGUCAGUCUGUGGCCAUGCCGAUAGAGCCGGGAGAUAUCGGGUAUGCCGGCGCCGACCACUGGAAAGUCUACAUUAUAGCCAGAGGGGUCCAGCCUUUGGUCAUCUGCGAUGGAACCACUGUCUCAGAAUUGUAAGAAACAGAACUGUGCACAGGAACAGCUUCCAGAGCUCAAAACAAGGUUGAAAGGGGGAAAAUAAAAACAAAAACAAUGAAACUGCUUUCUAGGGCUUGGUUACUUAGUUACCUGCCCUUUGCAUGCAUGUGUGAGCCGGCUGUGAGCUGCCAGGCAGGGGCCGGGGCCUAGCCCUCCUGACUCUUCCCACAGAUGGCUCAGCAAAGAUUGAGCCUGGCCACUUGGCUAGGACUCUGCCGGCACCCAUCUGAGACUGAUCGCUUCCUUGCCUUUGGGCACUACAACCUUGAUGAUGCCUCUCAGGCAGGAAACAGGGCUGGUGCCUUCCUUCACCUGCAUGGCCAGCUUCCUUCCCUGGCAGCAGAGAGGGUAGCCAGCAGGUUCUGACGUCAGAACCAUCCUUUACCAGUGGGCCUGCUUGUCCCCAUCUUCCUGGCCACAUCACCCUGUACUUUUUGGAAAGCCAUGGCUGAUUAAAGAUUUUAGUUUCCCAAGCAAAAUGGAAUCUAGAACCAGUGGGAAAAGGUCAGAUAACUUUGAAUUACAUCCAGGAAGUGCACUUCUUUCCCAUUGUCCAUGGCUCUUGGAGUCUCUAUGAUGCCAGGCUGGAGUCUGAUUAUUAUAAUAAUUAGAAAUGGUAACUCCCAAGGUAAUGCUUUCUUCCAUUUCAUCAGGUUCUGAUACCCCCAUCGCACUCCCUCCCCGUCUCCCUUGCCUAUCUGGAUGGUUUCUUGGAAGCUCGGCUCUAGCCCCUCCUGCCUUGGUGGGCCAGGGUCCACCACUGCUGAGGCAGCACUGCUCUUGUCAGCUGUGUUGCCUUUACCAGAUGUCUUCAGAGGGGUAUGAGUUAGAGUAGCUGGCCUGGGGAGAGGGUGCCUCCCUUAGUUUGAUCUUUAGGGUCUGAGUAUCUGCAGAAAAGAUGUUUUACAGAUGCGUCAAAGCCGAUGUUGUAAUGUGGUUGAGGGAGGAAAUCUAGACCCAAAAUAUUUGUCAGCUGGGCGUGCAACUGACUAUGUGAUCUCUGUCUUAGAAUGAUUUCUCUCUUUGUGCUGGGAAACAAGGUGAGGUAUUUUUCUUCUUUGUAAUAAUAUAAAGCUAUGUGUUUCUGA
Molecule: messenger RNA, 2476 nt
Organism: Sapajus apella (tufted capuchin)
Lineage: Eukaryota; Metazoa; Chordata; Mammalia; Primates; Cebidae
Gene: CUNH6orf89
Product: chromosome unknown C6orf89 homolog
Exons: 9
Coding region: 324-1367 (347 amino acids)
Cellular component (GO): Golgi membrane; nucleolus
Source: RefSeq, a predicted model, not a curated record